CUCCGCGAUCAUGACGGUGACAUCCGGACCAACACAAGCUACUUGCUUCAGGUUAGUGAUGUGACCGUAUGUGAACUGGUCGGCCGCUAACUCCAGCAGAUAUAUGGAGGGUAUUUUCUCGUUGUCCUCCACUUUUUGCUGUUUUGCCUGGAUUGCAUGGUUUGGACCCGGGCUAAGAUCAACUAUGUCUUUGUGUUCGAGUACGAUACAAGGCAUGCGUUGGACUGGCGCCAGCUGACUGAGGUAAGGAUCUUGAAUCUCAAUGUCGAUCCUGUCUGACGUCGGUAGCUGCCAUCUUUUUUUCUUUUUCUAUUAGGACUCUUCAUGUGGCUCAAUUUUAUGACGAUCAACGCCAUGUAUAUCUACUGGCCUGUUGUCCUUGUGGGGCUGACAGUGGUUAUUCUCUUCUUGCCUGUGAGGAUCUUAUAUCACCGCAGCCGCAAAUGGUGGGCCUAUUCCAACUGGCGUCUGUUACUCGCAGGCUUCUAUCCUGUCGAGUUUCGCGAUUUCUUCCUCGGAGAUAUGUAUUGCUCCCAGACGUACGCUAUGGGCAACAUCGAAUUAUUCUUUUGCCUCUAUGCACACCAUUGGAAUAAUCCGCCCCAGUGCAAUUCUUCGCACUCGCGGCUGCUGGGGUUCUUUUCCUGCCUACCCGGUGUCUGGAGAGCUCUGCAGUGUCUGCGACGUUACGCCGACACUAGAAACGUCUUCCCGCACCUGCUCAACUUCGGAAAGUAUAUGUUCACCGUUCUUUACUAUGUCACUCUGAGCAUGUACCGCAUCGACAAAGUGGAACGCUUCCAGGCCCCGUUCAUCACCUUUGCGCUGCUCAAUGCCGUGUAUUGCUCGGUGUGGGAUCUAGCCAUGGACUGGAGUUUAGGGAAUGUCUAUGCCAAGCGCCCGUUGCUGCGGGAGGUGCUGGCAUUUCGCCAAGCAUGGGUAUACUACGUCGCGAUGGUCAUCGACAUUGUGGUCCGGUUUAACUGGAUCUUUUAUGCCAUUUUCACCAAGGAUAUACAGCACUCGGCAGUGCUCAGCUUCUUCGUUGCGCUGUCUGAAGUCUGUCGAAGAGGGGUCUGGACGAUCUUUCGUGUCGAGAAUGAGCACUGCACGAACGUCCUGUUGUUCCGGGCGUCAAGGGAUGUGCCCCUGCCCUACCAGGUGGCUGCACCGCAUCCACCCGGGGACCAGCAAGCGGAUGGCAUGCCGCUGCAAGAUCAGCAGCCGCAGCCGGUUCCUACGCUCGGCGAUGUGGAACAUGGGACCCCGUCGACGCCCGGCAUGUCUGUCCGCACUCGCGGUCUCUCUCGUGUCGGGUCCAUGUUGGCUUCGGCGCAUGCACAAGACUUUCAGCGUAAGAAGCGGCCGGACCCGGAUCAGGGACCCCGCACCGUCGAUGGCUCGAUGGAUACUCCGGAUGACUCGACGGACGAUGAGGACAAUGACGCGAGAGUGUUCAUGGAUGAGGAUGAUGUGAUCGUGGAGGAACUUCCCUACCACGAGCGGGAUUAGAGGAGGGUCAGUGGCUGGCUUGCAUGAUGGCUUUUUAUAUGGCAUAUAUUAUGAUAGAUAUGAUACAUACUAAAAUAAUAGAGGCAUGAUGCUAUCAAAUG
Messenger RNA from Aspergillus ibericus CBS 121593, 1613 nucleotides. Its product is annotated as EXS domain-containing protein. Gene Ontology annotation, cellular component: plasma membrane; cytoplasm; Golgi apparatus. Gene Ontology annotation, biological process: phosphate ion transport; cellular response to phosphate starvation. NCBI's taxonomy places the organism in Eukaryota, Fungi, Ascomycota, Eurotiomycetes, Eurotiales, Aspergillaceae. Gene Ontology annotation, molecular function: inositol hexakisphosphate binding. The transcript is spliced from 3 exons. The record is from RefSeq and is a predicted model, not a curated record. The coding region runs from base 325 to 1512 and encodes 395 amino acids.